Tripterygium wilfordii is the source of this 683-nucleotide messenger RNA. RefSeq lists its product as uncharacterized. Gene Ontology annotation, molecular function: sequence-specific DNA binding; DNA-binding transcription factor activity. Gene Ontology annotation, biological process: regulation of DNA-templated transcription. The transcript has 4 exons. The record is from RefSeq and is a predicted model, not a curated record. Gene Ontology annotation, cellular component: nucleus. Lineage: Eukaryota; Viridiplantae; Streptophyta; Magnoliopsida; Celastrales; Celastraceae. The coding region runs from base 87 to 560 and encodes 157 amino acids.
UCUCUCUCUCUCUAAGUUUUAAAACAGUCUCACAGAGAGAGCAAAAGCUGAUCAGUUAAAGAGAAAGAGAGAAGUAAAGUGUAACAAUGGUUUCUAGGGAGAACAAGAAAGCGGGAGCAGUACUGCAUGAGAAGCUGCAACUUCUUCGUUCCAUUACUAAUUCUCACGCUCAAAGCAAAACUUCAAUAAUCAUAGAUGCAUCAAAGUACAUUGAAGACCUGAAACAAAAGGUAGAAAAACUAAAUCAAGAUGUAGAGGCUUUGGCACAAACUUGCAAUGACCAGAACCCUCUGCCUAUGGUUGCAGUAGAAACCCUAGAAAAGGGUUAUCUGAUUAAUGUAUAUUCAGAUAAGAGUUGCCCGGGAUUGCUUGUCUCCAUAUUGGAAUCAUUUGAAGAACUCUCUCUAAAUGUGCUUGAAGCUAGGGUUUCUUGCACAGACAGUUUUCGAUUAGAAGCUGUCGGAGGAGAAAAUGAAGAAGAUGGUGAAAGUGUUGAUGCUCAAGUUGUAAGGCAAGCAGUGGUACGGGCUAUUAAGAGCUGGAGUGAAAGUAUUAAUUGAUCAGUAAUUUAUAAACUACAAUAUCAUCAUAUAUGAUAUAUGUAUUGAUCUAUUUUGAAUUUAUGUUUCAAAAGAAUUUUCGGAACAACUAUAAUAUUUAUGGCCCCUAAGGAUAUAUGACCA